AUGGCUUCUUCCAAUCUUGCCCCAGAAAUGGCUGACCUCGAGGCGCGUCGACGUCUUCACGCGUCUACGCUCUUGGGCGACUUGACUACACUUGUUCAUCUCGCGGCUGGCGCGCGAGGCCUGCUACUUGGAACACGGCUCGGACCAAGCAGCACGAGACCGCGUGGACCUGCACUUCCUUCGACCGCCACAGCAUCAGCGGCCGAGUGCCAGAGUCCACCUCACCAUCACCGAUCACAUCCAACCGACGUCAGGUGGCCCUCGUUGAUUGCGCACUAUGUGAGACGACUCCGAUUCCCACGGGAUGGGGCUUAG
Messenger RNA from Capsaspora owczarzaki ATCC 30864, 315 nucleotides. RefSeq lists its product as hypothetical. The record is from RefSeq and is a predicted model, not a curated record. Bases 1 to 315 code for a protein of 104 amino acids. NCBI's taxonomy places the organism in Eukaryota, Filasterea, Ministeriida, Capsasporidae. The transcript has a single exon.